UUUGCAGCGUCGGGACGCCGACGUCGGAACAUCGCGUCAUCACUCAUCACACGGGAGAACACGUGCGUUCGGUAGCGUGUUCUAAUUUAAAAUCAAUCAGACUUGUCAAUUCCUCGAUGAAAAUGGUUUGCAUGUAAGAUAAGUCGAGUGUUGAUGGUAAAAGAGGAAUGUGAGUGUCCUGUAAAUGAUGAGUGUUUCCAGUCUGUGCCAUAUUUCUACCAUAUUUUUCAUUACUGUUUCAAUUAAUUUUGGAACAGGAGUGAAAAUCAACAAAUUGCAAGUUCCUGAGGUAAUCAAGCACGGAGCCCCUGUAAUUUUAGACUGUGACUUUACGUUAGAUGACACAGAAGAGGAUCUCGUUGUUAAAUGGUAUUUUAACAAGAAUAAAACUCUAGUCUAUCAGUGGAUACCUGCGUUGAAGCCUCAAGGUUUAGGCAUUUUAAAAGAUCGCUUGAAUCUUGAAUAUGCCGCCAGCGUCGAUGCGAAUAGUGUCCACAGAGCCCUGCAUAUCCUUAAGGCCGUUCCUGACCUCUCCGGGGACUAUACGUGCUCGGUAUCAACCCUCCAGAGCGAAGACAUCAGGACUAAAAGCAUGCUCGUAUUUGUGCCCGAAAAAGAGCUUCUUUUGAGGAGACUGGAGGCUGAGGAAGGACUCAUGCGGGUACAAUGUCUGGCAGACGGAGUAUUUCCCAGGCCAGUUAUGAGUCUGCACUCUCAAGAAAGGGAGAUCGAAGGGACCGAAGUCACAGCUCGCCUAAGAGGACAGCUGUACGAAGUAUCGGCGACAGCAACGCUGCCUGCGCUUAAGGACCCAGAGGAGUUCUCUUGCGAGCUUCGCAUCCCCCAGGCGAACUAUACAGUACGUCGAGAGACCGUCUUCUAUCCCGGUAACAAAGCACCUCUAAUUUUAAUGGAUAGAUGGCUGGCUUUCUCCCCUUGCAUAUUUUCCCUAUACCUUGGCCUAACACGUCAGUUUAUAGGUCUGUGCUAACUAUAGAUAAUCCAAAUGGACGACAAGACAAUGAUUCUAACGUAAAUUUUAGUGUGCAACUGAAGACUCACGCUAAAAACUAAAUGUUAUAAUGUUAUUUGUAUUAAUUUCUUUGAAGACUGUUUUCUGUAACACCUCCAUAUACGCAACAGUUACCAGCACUGAACAGAAACAAAAACUAGACAUUUCAACUGUAAAUAAAUUGUCGUAAAUAAGAAACAUUGCUUUUAGUAUUUCUUUUUGUAAAGUAUGUUUUGUUAAUCAAGACGAUUAAUGAACCAUAUUGAAAUAAAUAUAAAUGUAUCCAAAGUUAGUGUCUAAGAUAAUAACUAUUUGUGAUAAAAUUUAAUUCUAUUCAUGUUACGAUAAAACUAUUUCCUGAUUGUUUAUUAUAUGUUGGCCGUUGUACAUAUUACGUAGCUUAAAACUGAGUAAAAUCUCAA
Tribolium madens (black flour beetle) is the source of this 1434-nucleotide messenger RNA. RefSeq lists its product as uncharacterized. The record is from RefSeq and is a predicted model, not a curated record. Lineage: Eukaryota; Metazoa; Arthropoda; Insecta; Coleoptera; Tenebrionidae. The coding region runs from base 185 to 991 and encodes 268 amino acids. The transcript has 7 exons.